Kickxella alabastrina is the source of this 1063-nucleotide messenger RNA. RefSeq lists its product as uncharacterized. The transcript has a single exon. Gene Ontology annotation, biological process: fatty acid metabolic process; DNA damage response. Lineage: Eukaryota; Fungi; Kickxellomycota; Kickxellomycetes; Kickxellales; Kickxellaceae. The coding region runs from base 92 to 1018 and encodes 308 amino acids. The record is from RefSeq and is a predicted model, not a curated record. Gene Ontology annotation, cellular component: mitochondrial matrix.
UUUUCUUUGAUCAUUCAUCUUGUUUGCCUCUUAUAUUUUUGCUUUUGUUGUCAAUAAAGAGACGAGAUAGAUUUUUAAGAUUAACUACACAAUGAUCCGCAUCGGGACCAAUGCUCUCACAUCUGGGCGCAGCAUUACACGCGCAUCAAUGCUCUGCCGGAAUUUUUCCAAAAUAGAGACCGACGGCAAUACACGGCUAGCCAAGCCCUGGAGCGGAGACAUUCCACGGCCCAAGGCACCAAUUCACCUUGAGUCGCCUGCAAGCGCGCAGGCUUUUGUCGAAUACUCGGCAGAAUAUUUGAGUUCAGGGCUGGACAAGCAGGACAUAUUCGUGUAUCCUGAUUUUGUAACCACCUCUGAGCACGACCUGCUGGUGAAGAGCUGCGAGAAUAAGCUCAAGCGGCUGGCUAGCACAUACGAAAUGGGACAUUUUGACAAGAGAAUCCGCAAUUACCGCGAGUGCUCGGUCAGCGCUUGGCUGCCGCAGAAGAGGGGCAUUGGCGCCCGCGUAGCCGAUGCCAUGGGCAAGUCGAUUGACCCUGAUCCCGUUGAUCUGCCUGACAGGGAUGCAAAGGGCGGAUCCAGCGGAUGGACGACAGUCGGCAAGUAUGAUGGCCAGAUACGGCAUAUUCUGGACCGCGUCUGGGACCUGUUCCCUGCGAGCUACGCCUGGCUGCCGCCGCAUAUCCUGGACCUUCACCAGGACGGGGAAAUUCUGCCGCACGUAGAUAACCCGGACUACUCAGGGUUCGCCGUCGGCGGGCUGUGCCUGCUGGGCCCGGCUGUCAGCACAUUUAAGCAUGUUGAUGACCCGAGAAUUCGCGUGGACGUCCUGCUGACCCCAAAGAUGCUGUACUUUAUGACCAACAGAAUCAGGUACCAGUUUACUCACGAGAUCACUGUGAAUCCUGAGCAGAGAACGUGGCAGGGCAAAACUGUGCCCAAGGCCAGGCGCAUCUCGCUCAUGUUCAGAGACGCCAAGGAGCCGGAUGCCGGCUGGAAAAGCCUCGCCAGUUAGGCCUGUGGCACUUAUUUUAAAUGGAAAAUAUAAACUUUCAAAAAA